ACUGUUGCAGGGCGCGCCAACGCCGUGCAGAAGCACUUCGAGAGUGCCCUCGGCGCGGACGACUUCAUGCAGCGCGUGGAGAUGGCUCUGUACGCCUUUGGGUUCACCGGCGACAACUCCAUCGCCAUGGUGAACCUGUGUCGCGACGAGGUGACCCUGACCCUGAAGCACCGCAUUGAGGAGACCUUUGGCUCCGCCUUCUCCACCAACGGCCUGGGCGGCGUGCUGACCUGCGGCGUGACUGGCAUGGGCGCCGGCUUCAGCCACUCUCCUCUGUGCAGCAGCAACAAGGAGCGCUAUGUGUUCUUCUCGUUCCCGCACAUCAGCAUCAACGCCAGCGGCGAGGUGGGCCCCAUGUCCCGUCCCGGCCGCCCCGGCCAGUCCUGCGCCUGCGGUGCCCUGAUCAAGGCCACCAACGAGAUCAAGAGCGAGGGCCUGACCUGCAACUGCAAAAUCCCCGGCGUGCAUGAUGCUGUGGACCCAGAGAUGAGCAUUCUGAAGCAGCGCAUUGCCCGCCGCCUGAGGCACGAGGGCAACACCGACGAGUCUGUGAAGAACCUGUCCCUGGUCGACAUCACCAAGGUGGCUGAGCGCACCAUCUCCGACGAUCUGGAGUUCCUCAUCUCCAAGACUGUCAACACCGACAAGGCCGAUUACGCCGUCGUCACCGGCGUGCAGAUCCACAACUGGGCCAACGACUUUGAGGAUGCCUCCCCCAACAUGGAGUUUGUGGCACCCACCAGCGCCUACGUCGUGGUCGAUGGCGUGAAGACCCAUCUCGACCUGACCGCCAUGCCGGUGAGAAGC
This is a messenger RNA of Chlorella variabilis, 807 nucleotides long. RefSeq lists its product as hypothetical. The record is from RefSeq and is a predicted model, not a curated record. The transcript is spliced from 6 exons. The annotation marks the transcript as partial. Lineage: Eukaryota; Viridiplantae; Chlorophyta; Trebouxiophyceae; Chlorellales; Chlorellaceae.